Molecule: messenger RNA, 772 nt
Organism: Peromyscus eremicus (cactus mouse)
Lineage: Eukaryota; Metazoa; Chordata; Mammalia; Rodentia; Cricetidae
Gene: Mbd3l1
Product: methyl-CpG binding domain protein 3 like 1
Exons: 3
Coding region: 143-712 (189 amino acids)
Source: RefSeq, a predicted model, not a curated record
AUUGUGACUUUUUCAAGGGAAGGAGCCACAGAAUGAUGACAACAUACGAAGGUUCCAAAUAGUCUGAGGAGCUGCUUGGAGGUAUCAUAAGGCUGGCAGUCUUCCAAACUUGAAGUUUUACAAGGAUUAAGAAAGGAGUCAGAUGGGCAAGACUUCACAGAGGAAGCAAUGUGACUGUGAGAACCUAUCAAAGCCAAAGCCUUGUUUAAACACCUCAAUCCCCUUGAGAAUGUCUAGUUAUACAUUCAAGAGGCCAGUCACUAGAAUCACAUCCCAUCCUGGCAAUGAGGUAAGAUAUCAUCAUUGGGAGGAGAGCCUGGACAAGCCCCAGCAAGCCUGCUGGCAGAAGAGACUGCAAGGACUCCAGGCCUACAGCAGUGCAGGAGAACUUUUGACCACUUCAGAUCUAGCCAAAGCUUUGCAAGACCUUACACCCCGAGGCACAGAUGCAUCUGUUUCAGAGACUCAAGCCAACAGCAUUGGCUCUAGGCCCAUGACCACCCAUGAGUCAUCUUCACAUUUGGCAGAGAUGAUUCCAGAAGCAAGUAUCCCACAGAUCCUUUGCAAUCAAAUUCUCGUCACCGAAGAAGAUAUUAGCAAGCAGGAAAAGAAAGUGAAAAUAGCAAGAGAAAGACUGACAGUUGCAUUGAUUGAACACAGGCUAGCAAAUGAGGCAGAGAAAGUGAGGGGGUCAAGGAGGGCAAACUUAUAAACGGAGGGGAAGCUGGGGAGAAGAUACUGCAGAUGAAAUGCAGAAUUGUUUUAACACUUC